Messenger RNA from Camelina sativa (false flax), 942 nucleotides. Lineage: Eukaryota; Viridiplantae; Streptophyta; Magnoliopsida; Brassicales; Brassicaceae. The record is from RefSeq and is a predicted model, not a curated record.
AUGUUGGUUUGCAAGCUUUCUACGUCUUUGAAAGACUAUGGUUUCAAACAAUGUGUGAAGGAUUACUCUCUUUUCAUUUUCGCGGAUGCGGAUACACGGAUUCAUGUUCUUGUGUACGUUGAUGAUCUCAUUGUUACUGGAAGUUCUCCACAGAUAAUCGCUGGUUUCAAGACAUGCAUUGAAGUGGCUCGAUAUUCUGAAAGCAUGUAUUUAUGUCAACGGAAGUAUACGCUCGAUAUCAUUUGUGACUCGGGUUUGCUUGGUGCCAAACCGGUCUCUCAUUCUCUUGAGCAAGACCAUCACCUUGCGCGAGCGGGUGGGGCAGUUCUUCCAGAUCCUUUCAUGUAUCAUCGCUUAGUGGGCCGACUUAUUUAUCUCAGUGUGACUCGUCCAGAUAUCUCUUAUGCUAUUCAUAUGCUCUCACAAGUUAUGAAUGCUCCCCAGGAGCUUCAUUGGGAAGCUGCGCUUCGUGUGUGUGAUGCUGAUUAUGCUGGAUGCACGCUUAGUCGUCGGUCGCUCAUGGCUUGGUUUAUUCAGCUUGGAGGUUCUCCCGUGUCUUGGCGCACACGGAAACAGGAUGUGGUUUUGCGUUCUUCGGCUGAGGCUGAAUAUCGUUCGAUGGCGGUAAUUGUGUGUGAACUUCUAUGUUUACGGGAGCUUCUUAUGUUUCUUGGUGUUGAUUGUUCUUAUCCGAUCCCACUUCAUUGUGACAAUCAGUCGGCUAUUCAUAUUAGUAAGAACCCGGUGUUUCAUGAAUGGACGAAGCAUAUUGAGACUGAUUGUCAUUUUAUCCGUGAUGAGAUCCUCUGUGGUGUUAUUGCUCCUCAAUAUGUUGGUACUAAAGAACAGCUUGCUGAUAUUCUUACUAAAGCGCUUGGUCGCAAAGAGUUUGAUGAGUUUCAUGGCAAGUUGGGUAUUUGUGAUCUUCAUACUCCAACUUGA